GCUAUAGAGGGAGGAGUCUUUCGCUGCCGGCCUUAGGCCCUGGCCUUGGAUGAGGGAGGCCGCCCGACGCCGAGAGCCCUCUGUCCCCAUGGGGGGUGCCUGAGUGCGGUUUCCCUUCCCCUUUCUACGGGUUGGCGGCGACUGCAGGCCUUGCGUUUUACAGGUGCGCUGAAUCAGCAGGUCUAGACUUGCUAACUUGUCAAGGAAGCUGCACAAGAGAUGGAAAGAGACCUCUGAAAAUCAGGAGCUCUGGAUUCCAUUAAGUUUUGUCUGUCCAGAAGUUGUGAAUGCUUCAGCGCUUUCGGCUUUGGAGCCCAGCAGAAAUGACGGAAUACAAGCUGGUAGUGGUGGGUGCUGGUGGCGUUGGAAAGAGUGCAUUAACCAUACAGUUAAUCCAGAAUCAUUUUGUGGAUGAAUAUGAUCCCACUAUAGAGGAUUCCUACCGGAAGCAGGUGGUUAUCGAUGGGGAGACAUGUCUUUUAGAUAUCCUGGACACAGCUGGGCAAGAGGAGUACAGUGCCAUGCGUGAUCAGUACAUGAGGACAGGAGAAGGCUUCCUGUGUGUCUUUGCUAUCAACAAUACAAAGUCUUUUGAAGAUGUUCACCAUUAUAGGGAACAGAUCAAUCGUGUGAAGGACUCUGAUGAUGUUCCCAUGGUCCUCGUGGGCAAUAAGUGUGACCUGCCUUCUCGGACAGUGGAUACUAAACAAGCUCAGGAGCUUGCAAGAAGCUAUGGAAUCCCCUUUGUAGAGACUUCAGCCAAAACCAGACAGGGAGUGGAAGAUGCCUUCUAUACUCUGGUGCGGGAAAUUCGAAAGCACAAAGAAAAGAUCAGCAAUGGACGCAAGAAGAAAUCUUCUAAAAGAAAGUGUAUUAUCCUCUAAAAGAGAGACAUUGUUGCACUGUUGGUUAGUGUGGAAAAAAACCUUUGAGUUUGGGUAUUUUCCCAGCCUGCAAGAUAAAUUCUGAUGGCCUUGUCCCCUCAUCCUUUUCAGCUGGAAGGCAAAGGUGGUGGUGUUCUUUAAAUGUCUUUUUUUUUUUGCUAUUUUUAAAACUUGGACAUCACAACCAAUAUUAAUAACCACAUUUGAUAGUCUUGUUGCUUCUCUGCAGUAAAAAAAAUAAAUCCUUAGGAUAAUAAGGAUUGCUCCAUAAAAGCAUCUGGUGUAACGUUGAUUCCAGAAACUAAAUUGAAGGAGCAGCAAGAAGGCAGUGUUUCAUUCAGAGUAUUACCUAGUGGGCUUUCUCAUUGUUUGUGGAAUUUUAUUUACUUUGGUUCUUUGCAAUAUUGAAGAAAAAGUCAAAUAGAUGUGAUGUCAUCUUUUUUGUUACCUGGGUAACAGGUAAGACAGCUUGAAGAUGACAAGAAAUAUCAACUACGAAAAUGCGGAAAGCCAAACCCAUUGUAGCUGUUUCAGGCCUCCGUAUUAAAAUAGAUGGUGCUCAGCUUUUCUGGAUGGUUAAAUUCAAUAUUUACCUUUUUGUCUCUUCUUAAUUUUCAUUUGACUUGUUUUGUGUAAUUUCCUUGAAAUAUUUCCUGUGCUCUCUAAACUAAACCAGAAAUGAUGAUACAUCAACAAUGUGAAAGAGAAAUAGGACUAUUUGGAUAAGAAAUUUUCCAAAUGUAAUGACAUGAUUGUUAUUUGAAGAUUGACACUGAAGAUGGUUGAAUGAUGGCACUGUGAAACAUUCUAAAUAUAAUCUUAUCACUGUUGUUCCCCUUAAUAGAUAUUCAUGUUUCGGGGAAUAUGGUAAUGUUUACACAUCUUAGAAAAAAGAAAAGAGGAAUAUGAUCAAAAGAUUCUUAUCCACUUUUUCCCUUUUAAUCAUCUGAAUAUUUUCUCUAAUCCCUGGAAGUAUAAAUACUUAAAGAUUGGCAGUGAGAAAACAGAAGAAAUAUGAAUUAUCGUUCUGUUAGUGUUUAAAGAUAUCAGUUAUUGUCCUUGUGUAUAUUUAACUUUUUCUUUUUCCUCCUCCAAUUCAAAAACAUUUGUUACCUAUGUUCCUAAGGAACUGUACAAUAAAUACAUGCCACCACUUGGAAUAAACCUGUGAAUAAGCUA
Messenger RNA from Thamnophis elegans (Western terrestrial garter snake), 2063 nucleotides. Its product is annotated as GTPase HRas-like. Gene Ontology annotation, cellular component: plasma membrane. Bases 288 to 884 code for a protein of 198 amino acids. The record is from RefSeq and is a predicted model, not a curated record. Gene Ontology annotation, molecular function: GDP binding; GTPase activity; GTP binding. The transcript has 6 exons. NCBI's taxonomy places the organism in Eukaryota, Metazoa, Chordata, Lepidosauria, Squamata, Natricidae. Gene Ontology annotation, biological process: Ras protein signal transduction.